AUGAGUGAUCCAGAACCCUGCAGAAUUAAACAGGAAGAGACUGAAGAACUAAUAGAAGUGAUGGUGAAGGAGGAGAGUGAAGAACCGAGUGAAGAUGAGGAGAAACAUCAUGUCAAGAGUGAAGAAGAAACUCACGCAGAGGACGAACACAAUUUUCUAAAGAAAAGGAAAGGUUUCACCUGCACUCAGUGUGGAAAGAGUUUUAACCAGAAAUACGACCUCAACGUUCACAUGAGAAUCCACACUGGAGAGAAACCUUACAAGUGUUCCCACUGCGACAAGAGAUUCCAUUGUUCAGCCCACCUGAAGAGGCAUGAGAAGACCCACACUGGAGAGAAACCACACAAGUGUGAUCAGUGCGACAAACUCUUUUCAAGGUCUUCAACUUUGAAGAGACAUCUUAGAGUUCAUACAAAGGAGAAGCCUUAUUCGUGCGCUGAGUGUGGAAAGAGUUUUUCUCAGCGGUCAAUUUUGAAUGAGCAUCAGAAGUUCCACACUGGUGUGAGAGAGCAUGUGUGCAUCGACUGUGGGAAGAGUUUUAUUAAAACUGGAGACUUGAAACGACACCAGAUAGUCCACACUGAAGAGAGACCCUUCACAUGUACUGUGUGUGGGAUGAGUUUUAAACAAUCGGUAACUCUUAAUAAACACAUGCUGAUCCACAUUGUAGAGAAGCCUUACAAGUGUUCACACUGCGACAAGAGAUUCAGCCAGUUAAGACACAUGAAAGCACAUGAGAUGAUCCACACUAGAGAGAAAACACACGACUGUGAUCAGUGCGGUAAAACAUUUUUGAAGGCUUCAGAUCUGAAGGAGCAUCUUCGAGUUCAUACAAUCGUGAAGCCUCAUUCCUGUUCUGAGUGUGGAAAGAAUUUUAGUCGUCUGUCAAAUUUAAAAGACCAUCAGAUAAGGAUUCACACGGGAAAGAAGAUAUACACACAGAGUCCUUGUGGAAAGAGUUGUAAGCAACCAUCAAACCUUAAUCAACACAUGAUGAUACACCUUGUAGAGAAGCCUUACAAGUGUUCACACUGCGACAAGAGAUUCAGCCAGUUAAGACUCAUGACAACACAUGAGAUGAUCCACACUGGAGAGAGAACACACAAGUGUGAUCAGUGCGGCAAAACAUUUUUGAGGGCUUCAGAGCUGAAGGAGCAUCUUAGAGUUUACACAAACGAGAGGCCUUAUCCGUGCUCUGAGUGUGGGAAGAGUUUUAAACGUUUACGAGAGUUAAAUGCACAUGAGCAGAUCCACACUGGUCUGAAGGAGUUUGUGUGCCUUGAGUGCGAGAAGAGUUUCAUUACAGCUAGCGGCUUGAAACGACACCAGAGGAUCCACACUGGAGAGAAACCCUUCAAGUGUUCACACUGCGACAAGACAUUCAGUCAAUCAGGAAAUCUGAGAGUACAUGAGAGUGUUCACACUGGAGAGAAACCGUACACGUGUACUCAAUGUGGGAUGAGUUUCAGAGCUUCGUCUUCCCUUAACGUACACAUGCUGCGCCACACUGGAGAGAAACCGCAUAAAUGUGACCAAUGCGACAAAACAUUUUUCAGGGCUAUAGAGCUGAGGAAACAUUUUCUAGCUCAUACACAGGAGGAGAAUGGGGUUCGUAUGUUGCUAGUUGACCAUCAACCGGAUUCUCAGAGGAUGACAAGCUGACAAAACAUUGCUGCAGCUCUGAUACAAGAUUUAUUUUUGGAGAAAACCUAAAAGAACUGCAGUGUUUGGGUGUUCUGUGUCAGUCUAGAGGUAAUUAGUCUUACCGAAAUGUGUAUAUACCUUAUAAAGCAGGGGUCACCAAUCUCACUCCUGGAGGUCUGGUGCCCUGCAGGUUUUAGCUCCAACUUGCCUCAACACACCUGCCUAGGUGUUUCAAGUAUACCUAGUAAGACUUUGAUUAGCUCGUUCAGGUGUGUUUGAUUAGGAUUGGAGCUAAAACCUGCAGGACACCGGACAUGCAGGAUCAAGUUUGGUCACCCCUGUUAUUAGUGGUGGGCAAAGCGAGGCUUCGUGAAACACUGAAACAGUCGAAGCAAAUGUGUCGAAGCUUCGAAACGUUUCGAAACCUCACUCUACAGUGACAUGUAGUGGUCAUUUUUUAUGUAUUGCACUGAAACAGCUUCAGCAAAGAACGAUUGAACAAAUUGAGGCAUUAAACCUAACUUUGUACAUAAAAUCCUCAAGUAACAUAGUACAGUGGAUAAGGUAUUAGACUUCCAUGCAGGGUUAGUCGGUUUCGAAGCCAGUCUGUCGCAGUUGUUUUAAAAUGCCUUAAUACCAGUUGGUAAUGCUUUGCUCUUGUAUCGUUUUGUUUCAACAUUAGUCUGAUAUCCGAAUAAACAAUUUGUGAAUAAA
Danio rerio (zebrafish) is the source of this 2358-nucleotide messenger RNA. The record is from RefSeq and is a predicted model, not a curated record. Lineage: Eukaryota; Metazoa; Chordata; Actinopteri; Cypriniformes; Danionidae.